AACGCCCUUCCCAUCCUGCCCGACCAAAAUCAAUGCAAACACCAUAUCAUAUCAGAUCCAUCCAUCUGGAAUUCUGGAUUGGUUGGACUCUCCUCCUCUUUGCUCCAUUCAAAUGUUCAAAUACUCCCAGCAUUGCUGAGCUGAAAUUCCCCAUCUUGAAUCGCUCGCCGCAGCACCAGUGCGCAUUGCAUCUAGCUCGAAUCGAGCUCAUGGCGAGGCUCGAGGCGGCGGCGCUGCUGCUGGCCGCGGCGGCGGCUGCGCUGUUGGCCACGGCGGCGGAGGGGCUGGGCGUGAACUGGGGCACGCAGGCGUCGCACCCGCUGCCGCCCAAGGUGGUGGUGCAGCUGCUCAAGGACAACGGCAUCAACAAGGUGAAGCUCUUCGAGACCAACCCGGAGGCCAUGAAGGCGCUCGCCGGCAGCGGGGUCGAGGUCAUGCUCGCCAUCCCCAACGACAUGCUCCACCGCAUCGCCGGCGACUCGGCCGCCGCCAGGGACUGGGUCAAGCGCAACGUCAAGCGCUUCGACUUCGACGGCGGCGUCGUCAUCAAGUACGUGGCUGUGGGCAACGAGCCAUUCUUGGCAGCGUACAAGGGGUCGUUCAUGAAGGUCACCUUGCCGGCGCUGGAGAACAUCCAGAACGCGCUCAACGACGCCGGCAUCGGCGACCGGAUCAAGGCGACGGUCCCUCUCAACGCCGACGUGUACAACUCCCCGGCCAGGAACCCCGUGCCGUCGGCGGGCCGGUUCCGCGCCGAGAUCUCCGGCGUCAUGACGGACAUGGUCAAGUUCCUGGCCAAGAACAAGGCGCCCUUCACCGUCAACAUCUACCCCUUCCUCAGCCUCUAUCUCGACGACAACUUCCCCCUGGACUUCGCCUUCUUCGACGGCGGGGCGACGCCGGUGAACGACAACGGUGUGAUGUACACCAACGUGUACGACGCCAACUUCGACACGCUGGUCGCGGCGCUGGCGGCGGUGGGGCACGGCGACAUGCCGAUCAUUGUCGGCGAGGUGGGGUGGCCCACGGACGGCGACAGGCACGCCAAGGCGUCCUAUGCGCGGCGCUUCUAUGACGGGCUGUUGAAGCGGCUGGCGGCGAACCGCGGCACGCCGGCGAGGCCGAACCGGCAAAUCGAGACGUACCUGUUCGGGGUGGUGGACGAGGACCGGAAGAGCGUGCAGCCAGGCAGCUUCGAGCGGCACUGGGGCAUCUUCCGGUACGACGGGCAGCCCAAGUUCGCCAUGGACCUCAGCGGGCAGGGCCGAAACACAAUGCUGGUGCCGGCCAAGGGCGUGCAGUACCUGUCCAGAACGUGGUGCGCGCUCAACCCCAAGGCCAGCAGGGACGAUCUCAACAAGCUCCUCGGCGCCAAGAUCGACUACGCGUGCAGCAACGCGGACUGCACGACGCUGGGGUACGGCUCGUCGUGCAACGGCAUGGACGCCAGGGGCAACGCCUCCUACGCCUUCAACGCCUACUACCAGACGCAGAGCCAGGAGGACGAGGCCUGUGACUUCCAGGGCCUCGCGCUGCCCACCCAGACGGAUCCCUCCACGGCGACGUGCAACUUCACCAUCCAGAUAGCCACCUCGGGGGCGGCGGCAGCAACGCAGCUCGGCGUGGCGCCGGCGGCUGCCGCCCUGCUGGUGGCGUUGCUCCAGCUCUCACUGUUGUAGUGGUAGUGUUUGGCAUUCCCGCGGUUGAUUUGUUCAUAAGAUCAAUUGCCACUGUUGAUUUGUUGCAGUUCUUUUCAGCGCAUUAGGCUUUCUUUUGUACUACUGGAUUACAGAAGUAAAGAUCAAGGUGCGAUUUAGGACA
Molecule: messenger RNA, 1821 nt
Organism: Triticum urartu
Lineage: Eukaryota; Viridiplantae; Streptophyta; Magnoliopsida; Poales; Poaceae
Product: glucan endo-1,3-beta-glucosidase 8
Biological process (GO): carbohydrate metabolic process
Molecular function (GO): hydrolase activity, hydrolyzing O-glycosyl compounds
Source: RefSeq, a predicted model, not a curated record